Molecule: messenger RNA, 6448 nt
Organism: Amyelois transitella
Lineage: Eukaryota; Metazoa; Arthropoda; Insecta; Lepidoptera; Pyralidae
Gene: PEK
Product: eukaryotic translation initiation factor 2-alpha kinase
Exons: 17
Coding region: 155-2944 (929 amino acids)
Biological process (GO): protein phosphorylation
Molecular function (GO): ATP binding; protein binding; protein kinase activity
Source: RefSeq, a predicted model, not a curated record
UGACAGUUGAAGUUCUGACGUGGUCUUGUUUGUGUGUGUUUUCUUUGCCGAAACUUGUUCCAGGGCUGAAAUUUUUAAAAAUAUUUCGUAAUAGGAUAAACAAACGCCGAUUAAUCGGUUUUAUCAUGUGCUUUUAUCUUUUAAGACCACUAAUAUGUUAUCCAAGUGGGUCAAUAAAUUCGUAAUCCUUAGUUUUGUCGUUCUUCCUAUUUUAACUUCGGAUAUCAUAGCUGAUGAUAAUGUCCAAGGACUGCCGUUUUGUAAUCCUCAUGUAAAAGACGGCGUUCCAGUACAAGACGACCUGGUCAUAGUCAGCACAUUAGAUGGAACUCUGACCGCUUUCUCAACCACUGAAGGGAACAAGGUGUGGGACCUACAGACACAACCAUUAUUGUCAUCAAAUUUACAGCAUGUUGAGCUCUCAGCAGGAGGCAAAUGGGUCCGUCUGGUGCCCUCGUUACGGGGGACUUUAUACAGCAUCAGUGGAGACUCCAUAGAACCUCUACCAUUUGAUGCUGAUCAACUGCUCUCAUCAUCUUUUAAAUACUCUGAUGACUUGGUCAUAGCUGGCGCCAGAGAGACGCUCUGGCUCGGCGUGGACGCGCACUCGGGCCGCGUGGUGUACGAGUGCGGCACCGCGGGGUGCUCCACUGAACAGCAGACGGCGGCCUCCGGACAUGACGUCAUAGUGCUACGGAGACACUCGAAUACAGUGAGAGCGUUGGACCCGCGCAAUGGAAUCGAGAAGUGGAACUUCAGCGUGGCGGAGCACCACCUGGCGGUGUCGCGGCGGGAGUGCCUGCGCCCGCGCAGCCCGGCCUCGCCCGUGGCGCUGGCGGCGGCGCUGCCCGACGGCGUGCUGGCCGCCUCGCGCCCGGGGGACUCCGCCCCGCUGUGGAGGCAGAAGCUGGAAGCGCCCAUAGUGAGCAUGUGGCGCCUUCACGGCGGCUCGCUACAAACAGUGGACGUGUUGUGGGAAGCGACGCGUUCAUUAUCAGGCGUGCCGGCGAUAGCGCCGCCAUCUUUGUAUGUCGGUGUGCAUAAUCAGCAGUUAUACAUACAAGAGGGUCUACUUUACGCCCAAAAACUGGACACGGCGGUGUCAAAUCGCCCCCUGCCGUGGAAGUUGUUCGAAUCUCGUCCCCUGUUGGAGGACGAGUCAGCGAAACCCCAGGACUCGGAUAAUAACGCGUUGUCUCUGGUCACGCUCUAUGGGAACAAAGAAAAUACUGGCAGCCACGGUUUCUUCCUAUAUUUAGAAGAGACUUGCGACCAAAGCGUGCAAGUGGACGACUUGACCAUUCCCGAUGUAAUUCUGCCAAACAAUAGUGAUGAGGAAUCCAAUCAUCAUCAUAUUCAUGUGCACGUCUCUUCUUUGUGGUAUUGGUGGAAGGAAGUACUAGUAAUAGCUGCCAGUUCAGCUCUACUCAUGAACUUGAUGAUAUGGCCAAGAUUCUUCAUGCCAAAACCCCGGCCUGACUCGGGGCCGGUCAAUCAGGAAGUCAUAGUCAUCGAUCGGCCUUAUCAUCCUCCAAUGCCGUCCACCAGUUCAGAGUAUUCGAGUCGAUAUGAAAACGAUUUUAUACCGUUACGAUGUCUCGGUAGAGGGGGCUUUGGUGUGGUUUUUGAGGCGAGAAACAAUAUCGACCAUAGGGAGUAUGCUAUAAAGAGGAUCACAUUGCCUAGGAGGGAAGAGAAACGCGAGCGAGUAUUGCGUGAGGUUCGCGCUCUCGCCAAGCUAGAACACGACAAUAUCGUGAGGUAUUUCAACGCGUGGAUCGAGGUGCCUCCGCCGAGCUGGCAGCAACAAAGGGACGCCGUUUGGAUGCGCGAGCUAGAAGGCGCUUCUUCGGGUCUUUCUCAGUUAAGCGCGACCUCCCCUCCCCCCGGUUCUAAGAAGGCUGAUAGCGUGAAAGUAGACCUUCACAAGUCCACAGAUGAAGACUUCUUCAAGCCUGAUUUUGAUAUGACCAAGUCUAAAACGGGCAGAUCUCAGAGUUGCAGCGACUCCUUCAUAGUGUUCGCCGGCGAGGAGUCGUCCAAAGCUCACGAGUCUUCCGCUGAAGACACACCGAAGAAGCACUCCUUCAGCUCCCAUUCCUGUAGUCCCAGCGGUCCAGGGUCCGGGAGUACAAGUAGUCCAAGUAGCAGAAGUGGCACUGGUGACAAGAGACUGGAAAGAGUGAAGGAACAAGAGAUUUCUUCAAAAAGUAGUAGGAAAAAGAAAGGUCACACCCGCCAUUGGUCGCUGGACAAUUGCGUUCGUGAAAAAGAUCGCGACCCACUUUUGGACACGAAAAUGUACCUCUACAUACAAAUGCAGUUGUGUAGAAGAGACAGUCUCCACGACUGGCUACGGCUGAAGAGGAAUCCCGCCGAAAGGAAGGACCAGAUCAAAUCUCUAUUCGGCCAGAUAGUGUCCGCGGUGGAGUACGUCCACCUGGCCGGGCUGAUCCACCGCGACCUGAAGCCCAGCAACAUCUUCUUCGCGCCCGACGGCCGGGUCAAGGUCGGCGACUUCGGCCUCGUCACCACCAUGGGGGGGGACACUUCCGGCGACGGGGACCCCACGGCGCUCGCGGGCGCUCACGGGACGCAUACGCAUCAAGUUGGUACUCACUUGUACAUGUCGCCAGAACAACUCCUAGGGCGUCCUUACAGCUACAAAGUGGACAUUUAUUCUUUGGGAGUCAUACUGUUCGAACUCCUAUAUCCAUUCUGUACGGAUUCAGAGCGCAUACAUUGUCUACAAAGGCUGAGGAAUGACGAGUACCCGCCUAAAUUUAACGAGGAGUAUCCACAAGAGUGGGAAGUGCUAAGGCUGAUGUUAAGCCCUGACCCGCGCCGGCGCCCCACCGCCAUGGGCGUGCGCGCUCGGGCUCCGCUGUUCGAGCGCAGCGACCCGCGCUUCCACUUCGCCAUGCCGCCGCCCGCGCCGGCCUGAACGCUACAUGCCGACACCCAGCCUCCUACAUGCCGAUACACUUCCUUCUAUAGACAGUCUGUAGAGAUGAAAUUAUGAUGAUUUUCGUGAAUCGAUAGCGUAUAUGUAGUUCAUGCCGCGUACAUUCCCGGCAUGAAAUACAUGCCGACAGUCAUUCUUCGAUAGAAAAUCCAAAGAGAUGGAAUUAUUAAAUGAUUAUUUAUUAUUGUGAGUCCAUAUACGUUUAAUAAAUUUUUCAAUUAAUCCAUAUACUUAAAUAUCAUAAUAGUGAAAGGAUUUGUAAUUUUGUUAGAAAUGAUUGUAAUAAAAAUUUUUUUUAUGCAUUUAGUAUUGAGUCCAUAGUGAGGCAUAGAUUUUUCUGUUUUUUUGUUUGUAAUGAAAUGACUCAAAAUCUCUUAACUGAUUUUUUUAUUUGGGCAUAGAGUAUAUUUCUAGACUAGAUUAAAAAAGAAACUUUAUUUUUUCGAAAUUGCACUUGAAGCCUUAGAAAAAUAUUGUAUGAUUGAUAUUUAAAAAUGCAAUGCAAGUACUGCACGAUUGCCUACUUAAUUGCGUGGAAUAAAUAUUAGACAGGUAAAUAUGUACUUUAUGUACACAUUUCCUAUGCAUUUUUUUUAAACGUUUAGUCUGUAUUGAUAGUGUUAAGUCAUUGUUAGUUUUUAAUUAUGCUUUAAAUAAAAUUAAUUCUUAUUUAGAUAUCUUUUCGCAUAUGUAUAAUCAUAUUUAAGUUUUACAUGUUAAGCAAAAAUUUCGCUUCAUUUACAUUUCUCAAUAUUUUCAUGCAAACCCGUCGUUUAAUGGUAUUUUCUAGUGACUUUUUACCAGUGAUAAAGAUAAGAAAAUCGUAAUACAUAAUGUAGAUGCUAAGUCAAUAAUUUGUUAUAUAGCUUGACCAGAAAUAAAGUAUAUCUCGCAAUAUUACGGCUGAAAAAGUUAAUUAAAAUAUUGAGUUGGCAAUAAUUACUCGAAAAAAGGAAACGUGUAACCUAACGCGAAUCACAUAAGUCAUUUACACCCACAAUGUUAGAUUUGUCUUAUUUUAAAUAUAGUUUUUCUUGUAAAAUACUAUAUAAUAUUAUAUAUAACAAAUCGACUAAAGGCGAAAACUGGUAUUUCAUAAGAAUUGAGACAUAUACUGGCAAAAUUUUUGAUAAAGCUGCGAAGAAAAAUGUGUGAGCGGCGUAGGUUCGCAAUUACCUCAAGCAGUCUGUCUUGUAAAUGAUUUCAUUUAUCAAAAACAGUUCGAUUUAUAUUUGACAGUAGCGCACAUGACAAUAGUGUCGAAUCACUUUACUAUUGAUUAAUUUUGAUAAGAAACAGCCGUGGCUACAAGGUUCUAGUUUCGUUUAGAAAUCGUAUUUUUUUAUUCAAUGUUUUUUAAUUAGGAGUUAGGAGAUAAAAAUUGUUGAAUGAGCGCGUUCGAUUUUAGCAGCUGGGGUUGCCAGGUACGUUGUUAGACUUGAAAAAGUAAUAAGCAACUUUGGUUGAUAGGACGUUGUAGUAUAUUCAGUAUUGCUCAUUGACAGGUCUGCUUUGACAAAAAUUUUCCGGUCAAGCCUUAAUUAAAUAACCUAAUGAAUUAUCUUAAACGUGAAAACAUGUUUAGUGUAAGAGUCAUUUCAUUAUAUUGUAAGGGACUAAGUUUACAAUCCUACCAAUAUUAUAAAUGCGAAAGUUUGUUAGUAUGUAUGUAUGGAUGUUGUUUACUCUUUCACCGAUUACGAUGAAAUUUGGCAUGUAGGUAGCUGAAGACCCGGAAUAUCACAUAUGCACAUCCCGGAGUUCCCGAGGGAUAAAUUCCCUAUUGAAAAUAGGUACCUACAUUUAUCGUGGACGAAGUCGCGGGCGGCCUCUAGUAACCAAAUAAUGAUAUAGCAAGUCCCUUACUGAUAUACGUUUAUCUUAUUUGUCUCGCCGUUGUUCUAUUUAAUUUUUUUAAUCUUCAGUCAUUAUCGUGUAAAAGUUAUAUUGAUAAUAGCAAGUCCCUUGCUCAUUUUUAUCAUCUUACGUUAAACGAAAAUUGUUGUUUGACACUAUGCGGUAGUUUAUUAUACUGGAAUUUCGGUUAUUAUACUAAUAUUAUUAAACAUUAUAGUCAAGUUAGAGUCGCGAGUCUAAUAAAAUUACCCACAUCCGUUUAAACCACUCAUAUUGCCUCAUUUUGUAUAUUAGUGGACAAAAAAAAUAGCUUUCUUUCUUCUAGUCCCACAGAGCUCCGAACCAUGUGGGUUUUGCUCAGUGGUUUGACUCAAUGUGUAGUUAUUGUCAUUUUCCUUAUUAUAUACUACUUUGAAUAUUUUAUCCAAAUACUAGUUAUUGCCCCUGAUUUCUUUCGCCGUAAAAGUCCACUGAAAAACAUGACCCACCCUUCAGAGGGGUGCGGGGAGACAUUUUUGUAUACCAGUUUUUAAGUUCAAGGACCAAUCCUAACGCAUCUGAGAAAACCGCUUUCAAAUUGGAUCAGUAGUUACCUCCUCCUAAUAUGCAGACAGACAGAAAGUCAUUGUAAAAAUCACAUUUCUUGCUUCUGUUGUUCAUAUAUAUUGAUCCCCUAUACGAAUCAAAAUAUAUUUCAAGUACAGACAUCGUUCAGUCACUAUGGUAUGCUACUUAUGCUAGCUACUGUUGUAUCACCUAUCAUGUUUUAUUAAAUAUCACAGUUGUGUAAGUUUCGCUGAGCGAAUGAGAUUCUUUAACGUAUAAGCAAUAAUAAAAAGUAAUUAAUAAUUAAUUUUUAAAAUUUCUCCAAUUUUGGAUUUAUAGGUAAUUGAUGUUUUAAUCUUGUUUUUCUUACGUUUAUGAGCUAGAUUGUGUAGAAGUUUUUUUUAAUUUUCGUAGGUUUACGACCUUUUAGCUAAGUCGGUUAUUAAUUUUCAACAACCUGUUUUUUUUAUUUAUAAUGUUUGUGCCUAAAAAAGUUAAACUUAAGUCGAUGACUUAAUGAUACAUUGUAAUUUUAAGGUUAGUUUAAGUAAAAUAAUGAAAUGAAAGUGAGCAUUAGUUUAUUGAAUUAUAAGACUGGGCUUUGGUAUGGCUUUGUGAAUGAAUGACAUUAUAAUUAUGAUAUUUUAUGGAAUUAUUCACUUAGUAAUUUGUUUAUUGAGUAACUAUACAUAGAUAUUAGAUAGAUGUCAUUCAUAAUAUUUUUUCUUAACAACCGCUGGUGUCAUUAUGAGAAAUGUCUAUUCAAAAUUAAGUAACUGAAGUAUUUGAUUAUUUUUAUUUCAUAUCAACUUGUAUGGUUGCUCUAAAAAUAUGUUAUGUACAGUGAGCCACAUAUAAAAGUAUACCAACACUGGUUAUAAAUGUAUUGAAGUUGGUAUUAAAACCUACUAUAAUAGAAUAGAUGAAACUCUUUAUUGCCUUGAGAGGAAAACAUAACAUAAGAGUAUAAUAUGUGGCCACGUGUGUAAACCAUAAAAAAUUUGUAUGUUUUCCAUAUGUUUCCUGUGUUUUUGAUUAUGACUGAAUUAAUUUAUAGUAAAUAAAAUUAUUCUGAUGUAA